Corapipo altera (White-ruffed manakin) is the source of this 5573-nucleotide messenger RNA. It is a transcript of the gene PLEKHO2, whose product is annotated as pleckstrin homology domain containing O2. Gene Ontology annotation, biological process: macrophage apoptotic process. NCBI's taxonomy places the organism in Eukaryota, Metazoa, Chordata, Aves, Passeriformes, Pipridae. The transcript has 6 exons. The record is from RefSeq and is a predicted model, not a curated record. The coding region runs from base 573 to 2324 and encodes 583 amino acids.
GGGCAGAGCCUCGGCAGCGCAUCCCCUCAGCCCUCGGGAUGUUGGACCGGGCCGGCCGGGGAGGGGCUGCCGGGCUCGGCGGGCACUGAUUCCACGCGUGCUCGGGCCAUCCCGUGUGAUUCCCGCUGGGGUGUUGUCCUGCCCUGCUGGAGCCGGGCCUGGGUCAGACAGCCGGCUUGGACAUGUCUACGCACCUCCAGCCUUCCCCACUUCUGUUCUUCUCCUCUCUUUGGGACGGGGUUAACUCGGAGAAGGGCAGCAGCGCUUCUCCUGCACACGUAGUUUUUCACAUCCAUCGGAUGACGCCCCAGUGAUCCAUCCCUGUGCGGAUUGAUUAAGAUGCAACAAAUUGGUUAGCAAGUUAAACAGGUCGUUUUCUCCCCUCGUCUGGCCACGCAAUUAUUCCUGCUUCCUUUCCUUGAGUGAGGUUUUGCUGGUCAUGCACAAAGCUCACUCCUGGUAGUACAGACUGCCCAAGGACUUGAGGCUCUGGCACAUGCGAUCCCGGUAGCUGUGGGUUGUCUCUCCCCCUCACACCCCCUUAUUUCAGCUCCAAACAUUCUGUGGCAAGAAUGAAAGCUCUUUUAAAACAGCAGGGAGACGACAAAGCAGCCCAGGAUACAAAGGAGGAGGUGUCAGAGAAACCCAAGUCUGCUCCAACUGCAGAGAAAUAUGGCUGGAUUAAGAAAAGCAGUGGGGGUCUCCUGGGAUUGUGGAAGGAUCGUUACAUCCAGCUACGGAAAACACAGCUCGUGGUCUACGAGGACGAGGAUGAACAGAAGUGCAUAGAAACAGUGGAACUGGAGAGUUAUGACAAGUGCCAGGAGCUGCGUGCACUACUAAAAAGGAAAAACCGUUUCAUUUUAAUCCGCUCCCCGGGUAAGAAGGUUCAUGAUAUCAAAUUUCAAGCUCCAACUUUGGAAGAAAAGGAAUCAUGGAUAAAAGCUCUUAAUGAGGGGAUCAACAGAGGCAAAAACAAAAUAUUUGAUGAGGUGAAAGUAGAUGAGAGCCUUUCCUUGGACCAUGUAACUCGGGACAGGGUGAAGGUGUCCCAUGGGCGCAGACCACCCACAAGAAGUCACCUAAAGGAGGCUGCCAAGUGUACAUCCGAUGGAAUCCUGCGACUGGAUCUGGAUAUAGUAGACAACGGACCGCCGACCUUUGAUUCCACUGUCAGCGAAAGUGACAAUGAGCCACCUCAGAAAGAAACUCCAAAGCCACCUAUGCCACCUCUAAAACCCACUGGCACAAGAGAAAAUCAAGAUGCAGACAACAGUGUUCCUGACCAGGAACAUAAAAAAGCUCUGUCUCCUCCAAUGCCUCCAGAUAAGAAGCUUAAAGAAGGCGUCACAUCAAAGGACAAUGUAAAUGUCAAGGAUGAGGACUCUCUAAGCCCAGAGAAGAGUGCAGAAGGAUCCCAAGCACCAAGUGAGGAAAACAAGGAGAACCUCAUUGAGGUCAGCAACAGGGUUAUAGCAAAACCUCCAGUUCCACUUCCUAAGAAUGUAUCAGACAAGCUAAAAGUAGCUUGGGACCAACCAACCAUUGAGCCUAAAAAGGCAGAAGACUUGGAAUCAUCAGGAGAUGACAGCAAAGACAACCUGGCUGAGAUUGCUGCUGCAGAUGUUGCAAAGCCUCCUGUUCCUCCUAAGGUUCUGUCAGAGAAAAUGCUUGCCACAGUGAACUCCAGCCAUGGUGACCUGGAAGCUGGGGAAGAGCUGGAGUCUGGCAGCUCCAAGCCCCCGGUGAACGGGAUCUCUGCCAGCGAGGGAGCAGAGUUCACAUCCCCAGCAACUGAAACAGAAGAAGGAAAUGGGAGAACUGCUGCUGAGAAGGAACAGCAAACUUCAGCAGAAGAGACAGAGACUUCCUUAGCUACAGAAGCAGACCACGAAAGUGUAAAAGCAACUAUUGAGAAGAAAGAUUCUACAGAAUGCACUUCAGGUCUCAAGCUUCGCAGUUCUUCUCUGGGAGACUUGCUGUCUGAUUCCAAAAAUAAACAGAGAGCACUUGCAGGCCAAGGUUUCCUGAAGGAUUCCCAUCAAUGCUUAGCUAAAAUGGAGGAGAAAGUUGCUAAUGAAAGGGAAAAGGCAGAAAAACUUCUGCAGAAGGUUUUACGUGAAGGGUUGGAGCAGGCUCAGGAGGGGAACGGACCCCCAGUGAUGGCAGAGACGUUGCUCAAUGAGGCGGUAGAACAACUUCGUCAAGCUACACAAGUUUUGCAAGAAAUUAAAGGUCUUGGAGAACUGAAAAAAGAAGCAACACAGAAACAGAAAGAAAAGCAAAAGGAUCUAGUGACUCUUUAUAGGAGAAGUGCUCCUUGACAUACUCUGCAGAGACUUCUUUCUCAAAAUCAAAGCUAAACAUUUGCCAUUUAUGAUUUGUACCAUUGCUAGGCCAGUGUUUAAAGGUGGUCUUUCGCUGUGCACACACCAUGUUUGUGGGGCAGAAUUGAGCUUUCAGUUAUAGCAUCUUUCUUUCUUCAUGUUGUACAUACCAGUCUGAUUCUAAUCCUCUUAGCACAGCAGAAGGUUACAGGACAGUGAACAGUUUCAAAAAUGUGAAUGCUCUUCCAGGACUCUGUCCAAAGUCCUUUCAAUGGAUCAGGCCUUAAAAAUUACUGGUAAUCCAACCAAGCCAGAUUUUUUGAAAGGAGCAGAAAGGCUAUUCUAGCAAAAGCCCCUGUCUCUCUGUAUUUACAGACAAGCAGAUACCAGAUUACACUGGCACCUAUCUGGUUUGCCCAGUUAAAUCAUGUAAGGAUAAAUGUAGACAGUGUUUGUUCACUUGCUGGCAAGGUUUCCCAGACCACCUGGCCCAGUGACAUUUAGGAAUGUAAAGAUAAACGGUUUAAUCUUCUCCAAAGACACUCUCAAAACCACAUCCACAGUCAAAAAGUGACCUCACACAGAGGCAAACCAAACUGGCCAAUUCCUGGCUCCAAGUAGUGUCCCUGAUCUGGAGCAGCUGUAUGAAGGCACUCUGAGUCUGGUCCUGCAGAGUUUUAGGUCUGCUAAGGACUGCCUGCGUGAACACAAGUCUCAAGGCAUCAUUACCAGGCAGGUAUUGAUUGUUCCUCUUAAAUUAAUAGGGAAAUUGAGGUUACACUUGGCCUGUGAAGGUGUCUUCUAGCAGCACAACACGUUUAUUUUUGAGGACCAUACCCAUCUGGUAACUCUGAAUCCCCUCAGCGUUGUUGGGAACAAUUAGCCAGCCAUUUGAAGAACUUGACUCUGGGAGAUCCCCAGGAGAGCUGUGACUAGGAAGCUUUGGGGAUGUGCGUUCCCUUAGUGUUGUCUUGGAAAGUAACUGACAGGAGCAGGCACAUCAGGCAGCGGGUCUGGAUGAGAUCCCUCUUCCCAUGGAACACGUCUCUACCUGCAGUGUCCUGGCCAGCCUGAGAGCCAGGGUUUGGCCCAGACCUCUGUAACUGGCAGACAUGGAGGAAAAGGCAUUGUGCAUGCACAACUUCGGGGCUGGUCCCUGUUGCUGAAGUACAUUCAAAUGCAUCGCUGCAGAAGGGUCUGAGGAAGGAAUUGCAGAAGGCUUCAGUACAAUUCCCACAGCUUCCCUGUCCACCUGCUGAAAGCAACCACAGUUCCUGUGGUCUUUAUUGAUUACAGCAGUGACAAAAUCAUGUCUUUGCACUACUGCUAUAGAGCCCUGUACCUGAGCUGGGUCCCCUCCUCUAUUCUCUAGAGUUGCUCUUAGGAGAAUGUGAGAGCCCAAAGGGCUUCUCCUUUGCUUGAACCAGACUGAAAGCAAAGAAAAGGCUGACCUUCCCAGUCUGGUUCUAAGGAGUGACACGCUACCUAAACUCUUUUCUCUCAUUUGCCAGCACUUCCCUCUUAGUUCAUCCAUUUCUUCUUCUUCUAAUUUCCCAGGUCCCACAAGGCUGCAGUGGGCUGCAAACACCCCCACAGCAGCUGUAAAGCUUCAUCUGAGCCUCCUCUUAGGCUGGGCAGUGGGCACUUCAGGUCUGAGCACAGAAAUGUUGGCUUUGGGCUUCCAAACAUCAUACUUUUCACCACCUAGAGCCAGUAAGACAGGUAGUGACUACAACUGAUGCUUCUGUCUCUUUUGAUUAAAACAGCCUUGGUUUUAGUGGUCUGUCCCCCUCUCAAGACAGGCAGAGAUGUCACAUGGGAAUUCACUUGUUAUUCUAUCUAGUGGAAAAUUCUACAUAGUCAAGCACUCAGGGCUCAGGUGCCAAAAAGCUUUACUUUGAGACAAAAAAGUUUCCUAUGUCCUAAGCCCACCCCCAGGCACACAGCCUGGAGCAAGCUCUGGAUCUGUGUCAUUUGCUGCUGUAGAGUCAAUGUGAACUGUGGGUCAUAUUCACUUUUCCAGACACACUUAGGACAAGGGCUAAGAACACAGACAAUAAUUCAGUGCCUAUCUGCUAUCUAAAUGUAUUUUUCUGCAUGUGCACUUUUGUUUACCGAACACUGUGUGGUAUGAAUGUGAGCUGUCAGAACCUGGUGUGCACUGGAAGUCGAGGGACAUCAGCUCCAGAGAGCGGGCAGGCUUUUGCAAGAUGCAGUUCUGUAAGAAGAUUAGAUGGGAAAAAACCCAGUUCACACUAACAGGAAUAUACACAAACCAGGGCAAACUCCGGGUACAGGUUCAUAUCCCAAAGCUGAAGCCAGUCCUAAACCCCAGGGUUGGCAAAUCAAAGGCUGGAACUGAAAUCCAGGAGAAUGCCAACAGCUUAUGGGGUAGCUCAGUCCCCUAAUUUAUAUACAAAUGCUUUUUGCUCUCACAAGUGUUUUCUUGUGGCAGUGUGUACUGUGGAUACUCAUCUGGCAAAGUGCUGAUGAAAAUAUCCAGACAUCCCUAUCUGUUACAGCCAAAUCUAGAGGAUGUGCUUAUAUUUACUGUAUAUUUUUAUAUUAUACUGAAUAUUCUAAUGAAUAAAUGUCUGACAUUUUACUGAAUACCCAUCAGUAGGAAUCCUAACAGAUAAAUACCCUCUAUCUGUUAGGAAAUGGGCAAGUUAAAUCAUUUUACAAGCUACAGCUAAUUACUGUAUAUGCUGUACUAACAGAACAUACUAGAUUUGUAUUAUGUCUUGUAAAUAGGUAUAACUUAAGUGGAAUCUCUGUAGCACCCAGUAACCCUCCUUCUGAGACUCUUGGUUUUAACUAUAUUUUCUAAUAGGUUUAACAGUUUCAUCUUAAAACAUUCAGUCUUCUACAGCAACUCGCAUCUUCAGCGAGCAUCCUGCCAGCCACCAUGCACUUUUUUUUUAAUCUUCCUUUAAACUUACAUUUAAACUUGCAUCUAAUUCCUGGCUGCACUAAGGCUGGGGGUUUAUUUGGGGGUGGUUUUUUUGUUUUUGUUUUUUUUUUUUUGGUGCCUGAAAGCCCUCUGGGCAUGGAGUGCUGGGGUGUGAGUGUGUUUCGGGCUGUGCCACCAGGGUACAGGUCUGCGACAGGAAGGAAGUGAGUUUGCAAGCGAGCAAGUGUGGAUGACGAUCUGAAAAGCAGCUGCUGCAGCCCGUGGAAAGGCAGCACUUUGUCUCCUGCUUGUAAAGAGCUUUGAGAUUUGGCAAUAAAACCUCCUUUUAAAAA